This is a messenger RNA of Gymnogyps californianus (California condor), 3277 nucleotides long. RefSeq names its product succinate-CoA ligase GDP/ADP-forming subunit alpha (gene SUCLG1). Gene Ontology annotation, biological process: tricarboxylic acid cycle. Gene Ontology annotation, cellular component: succinate-CoA ligase complex (ADP-forming); mitochondrion. Gene Ontology annotation, molecular function: succinate-CoA ligase (ADP-forming) activity; succinate-CoA ligase (GDP-forming) activity. The record is from RefSeq and is a predicted model, not a curated record. The transcript has 9 exons. Bases 21 to 1016 code for a protein of 331 amino acids. Lineage: Eukaryota; Metazoa; Chordata; Aves; Accipitriformes; Cathartidae.
UGUCAUUGCCGAAGGGGACGAUGUCUCACUGCAGCCGCGCCGCCGCCCGCCUCCUGGGCCGCUUCCUCCGCCUGCAACAGAAUGGAGUACGACACUGCUCCUACUCGGCAUCAAGGAAAAAUCUGUAUAUUAACAAAAAUACAAAGGUUAUUUGUCAGGGGUUUACAGGCAAACAGGGCACCUUUCACAGCCAGCAGGCAUUGGACUAUGGCACCAAUCUAGUUGGAGGAACUUCUCCAGGGAAAGGGGGAAAAACUCAUCUGGGUCUGCCUGUGUUUAAUUCUGUGAAGGAGGCCAAAGAACAAACUGGUGCUUCUGCCACUGUUAUAUAUGUACCUCCUCCAUUUGCUGCAGCUGCGAUCAAUGAAGCAAUUGAUGCAGAAAUACCCUUAAUUGUAUGCAUUACUGAAGGUAUUCCCCAGCAGGACAUGGUUCGGGUUAAACACAGACUGCUUCGGCAGGAUAAGACUCGACUAGUGGGCCCGAACUGCCCUGGAGUCAUCAAUCCUGGAGAAUGUAAAAUUGGUAUCAUGCCUGGUCACAUUCACAAGAAGGGAAGAAUUGGUAUCGUGUCAAGAUCUGGAACCCUGACAUAUGAAGCUGUUCAUCAGACAACACAAGUUGGAUUGGGGCAGUCUUUCUGCAUUGGGAUUGGAGGUGAUCCCUUCAAUGGAACUAAUUUUAUUGACUGCCUUGAUGUCUUCUUGAAGGAUCCUCAUACUGAGGGGAUCAUAUUGAUUGGGGAAAUUGGAGGAAAUGCUGAAGAAGAUGCAGCAGCAUUUUUGAAAGAAAAUAAUAGUGGUCCAAAUGCCAAGCCGGUAGUGUCGUUCAUAGCGGGUCUGACCGCUCCUCCAGGCAGGCGGAUGGGUCAUGCUGGAGCAAUCAUUGCUGGGGGAAAGGGUGGAGCUAAAGAGAAGAUAGCAGCUCUUCAGAGCGCUGGUGUUGUUGUCAGCAUGUCUCCUGCUCAGCUAGGUAGCACCAUCUACAAGGAGUUUGAGAAAAGGAAAUUGCUGUAAGAGAAGACACUUUGGAAUACGGUCUCCAAAACAUCAGUGCAGCACCUGGCCUCCGCUUAUCUUUUGUCUGCUAAUCUUCAGUUGCCCAAAUGACUGACACUGAUCUAUGAAUUUGACUUGGAAGCCAUAAACCUCCUGGCUAAAUCUGUUUCGAUGUCUCCUUGGUUCAGACAUUAUCACCUCAUUGUAAAUCACAGCAAAUUAAUAAAUCUACUACUAAAUCUGAUUCAUCUUUUGAAUUCCUGAAGCAGAGCCAUUUCUUCGAUCAUCAUAAACAAAAUAAUCUUUUGUAACUUAAGCACUGCCCAUUUUUAAGGUAAAGUCGCUUAUAGAGCUGCUUUUAAGGAUCAAGGCACUGACUUUAUGCACAUAUCACACUUCGCUUUAUUUUUAAAAAAUCCAGUCUUACUUGUUCGUUGCUGGCAAGUAUAUUUGUUUGAACAAUAGGCCAAAGUUUCCGUCCAUUAAACCAAAGCUGCUGGAUCUGAAGGAGUUGCUUGUUGAUCCACGUAGCUGGAUAUGCCUCAAGUCCAGACUUUCUUUUCAAGGCUGAUGAGCGGUGCACAGUGUAGUCCUCUACUGGCAAGGAAUUCUGUUUGUUGUGUGGAGAGAUGGAAUUUUUAUUCACAAAAAUGAAUCUGAUUUCCCAUGCAAAUAUAUAUUCAAAAUUGUCUGUAACUAUGAAAAUUAUUUGGUCUUUAGCUUACAUUACCUUAAUUUCCUCUUAACUAGGAUUGCAUUGCUUGUGUGUUCUGAAAUCCUAAUAACAUUGGGACAUAAUGGAGGAGAAUUACUAUUCUCUGGAAAAGAAUGUGAUAAGGUAACUUUCUUGUUAACCACUCCCAGCACUGUAACGGAAAGCCCUUUUUUUACUUUGGAAAUAGCCCAAGCACCAUGCCUAUAAAUGAGUGUCACAAGUUUUAUCAGAACGGACUAAAACCAAGAUUGCUUUCUUUAUGUAGAGGACUGAAAGUUCAUGUAACCUGGCACUUGUCUAAAGCUAACCUUGUGUUCCAUAAAUGUGCUGUUACGAAAACUUGUGUCGUUAUUUGUUUAAAACUGUUCUUAGUUUCCUUGCUCAAAUGCCUGUGGAAUUUCUCUUCCUAAUGCAAGCAGUAGGCAAGUGUCUCGAUACUGCCAUUUACAGUUCCUAGAGCUAAGCCCUGACAAAAUGCAUAGAAGGACAGGUCAUAUCUCCACUGCGCUGAACGUGUAUUAACACGCUUCAUAUACAGUCGGGCAUCAGUCAGAUGAUAUAGGUCUUUGGACACAGAGACCAGAUGCUGUAUUAUUCACCUUGGUAUGAUUUACUCAAAUGAACCUGACGUCCUGUCACUAGACUGCUGAAAGCAGUAUUGAGUGGCAAAUCAUUUGAUAAAGCCUAUGAUGACAGAUAGGAAUUUUCUUACUAGAUCUGCUCAGUUUUCUAGUGGUGCCUGAUUUAAUGCGGAGCAAAAAGACCGAGCGGUGCCCUUUAACUAGAGAAAUACCAGUGCUAACAUGUCUGUGUAAGAGUGCAAUUCUUCACCAGUGAAUGUCAGGAUAUUGCAGCCUGUCUUCUUUAUGAGUCUGCUAAUCAGAGUAAUUCAUCGUAGCAGUGGGCUUCUCCACAACACGUCUUUUGGGAUGGGUAAUGCUUCUUGAUGAAGUGCCUGAAUUUCAUCAUUGCCACCAGUGUUACAACAGAUGACCUUCCAGGACAACUGAGGUAUAGUAAGUUUCUUGUUAGGGAUUGCUCAAUGGAAGCUCUUUUAGAGGCACCAGCUACUUUAGAAGACAGCCAUAAACUCCAAUGACCGUUGUCCCCUGAGAAAGUGUUUCCUUGUAUCUUGAAAUUUGAGGAUGGGCGUACGAAUGCGACCUUGAUUCUAAUGUUUGCAGCAUUCAUCUGGUGCUGCACCGUAGCAGCUGCCUGGUUCUGUUCAAGCCUGGGCCAGCGGUCUGUACUAGCCUGGAACUGAGCCUCACCUAAGGAUGAGGAAGAAACCUGACCUUGUCUGAGAGAAAGGCUUAGUUUUCACAGUUUUCCUCUUGCUGCCUAAAAAUGUGCACUUGACAAAUAUUAUCAGAGCCUCUUACGUUGCUAAUGAGUGUCUCUUUUUGGAAAAUAUAUUCACAUCUGUUUAAUACCAUAUGUACUUGUGAAUAAAUAUUUUGAGUGAUCUGGAAAAUUGUUCAUUUAUUUUUUUUUUUUUUAAAGGCAAAAGUUAAGUUAGUGUUGACCCUUAAACAUCUUGCUACUUUAUAACUUAGUAAGUAGU